Messenger RNA from Capsicum annuum, 2452 nucleotides. RefSeq names its product translationally-controlled tumor protein homolog. The record is from RefSeq and is a predicted model, not a curated record. NCBI's taxonomy places the organism in Eukaryota, Viridiplantae, Streptophyta, Magnoliopsida, Solanales, Solanaceae. The transcript is spliced from 5 exons. Bases 296 to 802 code for a protein of 168 amino acids. Gene Ontology annotation, cellular component: cytoplasm. Gene Ontology annotation, molecular function: calcium ion binding.
GGCAUUGCGCGUUAGGCUCGUUUUGUGGCGGCAUUCACUCACUGCCCUACGUAAAUUGGGUUAGGCAAAUAAGUAAUUUCGGUAAUCAAGUCGGCUUAUUUUGGUCAAUUUACAAGUCCCACUUGGCUACAGCAAUCCCAUCCUCCCAACUCCCUAUAAAUACUCCCCUGCACUCGUCAACAGUCCCUCUGAAGCAUUCACUUCACUGGACCGCCCCUUUCUUCCUCUCUCUUAUUAGCAAUCGUAGUAUUCCCUUUUUUUAGAGAGAGAGAAAGCAAAAGGCUAAUUUGCAAUCAUGUUGGUUUAUCAAGAUCUCAUAUCUGGUGAUGAGCUUCUCUCUGACUCAUUUCCCUACAAGGAACUCGAGAAUGGAGUUCUUUGGGAGGUUCAAGGGAAGUGGGUUGUUCAAGGUGCUGUUGAUGUAGACAUUGGGGCAAAUCCUUCCGCUGAGGGUGGCGAUGACGAUGAAGGUGUGGAUGAUCAAGCUGUCAAGGUUGUUGAUAUUGUUGACACUUUUAGACUUCAGGAGCAACCUUCUUUUGACAAGAAGGGAUUUGUUGGUUACAUCAAGAAAUACAUCAAGAACCUGACACCAAAGCUAGAAGGAGAAGCGCAAGAUUUAUUUAAAAAGAACAUUGAGUCAGCAACUAAGUUCCUCAUGUCAAAGCUCAAGGAUCUUCAAUUCUUUCUUGGUGAGAGCAUGCAUGACGACGGUGCCCUGGUGUUUGCAUACUACAAGGAUGGUGCAACUGAUCCUACCUUUUUAUACAUUGCACCUGGCUUGAAGGAGGUCAAGUGCUAGAUGUCUUCAUCUAGAUGAUGUUUCAUGUAGUUUUAAUUUCUCGGUUCUUUUUCUUAUUUAUGUCUGUUUGUUCUGAACCGUGGGUACUUGUUGUAACCCGUACCUGCACUUUUUCUUCAUUAUAAAAAUCCUAUCUGGGACGCAAAUGAUCCUGAUUUGUGUUGAAAAAAUUCUUCUAUCGAUUAGCAAAAUUUUGCAUAUUUUUUCAAAUGUUGUGUUUGGAUAUGGUUUUAGGCUAGCCAUUCUACUUUAUGAUCAGGGGUGGAGCCAGGAUUUCAAGUAAAGGGAUUCAAUAUUCAAAGAAAAUUAAGUCGAAGGGAAGUUUUAACACCUACUAUAAUCACAUAAAAAUAAUUUUAAUUAUAUAUAAAUUUUAUAUUUUUCCGUCUGCACUUUUGAAGAGGGUUGGCUCCGCCUCUGCUAGUGAUAAUCGAAUGCGAAUAUAGGAAGCACUCUGCUAGUGAUAAUCGAAUGCGAAUAUAGGAAGCAAACUGUGUGAUGGAGAGAAUUUUGCGUUGCAGAUAUAAUGGCUUUGGUUGUGGAAUCUACUUUUUGUCCAACUAUGAUACUUAACUUGAACUCAAUUAUUAUGUGUGCAUUUUUUGUGUUAGUUUCACUCUAGCGAUGAUUUACGUUUUACUUCAAUCAGUCAUUUAGUCAUUGAUAAAUACUAUAUUGAGCAUAUCGUGCUUUUAAUCGAAUAUGCUGUCUCCGUUCCUUUUUAUUCCCCCUAUUUGUUUGUUAUUUUAUUGGACAGAUGCAAGUUGCAUAACGGCAAGUGAUGUGUAGUACUUAAUUAGUAUGAACUAGACAUCAAAUAUUAAAAUUGAAAAUCAUAGCCUAGUGUACUUCAAUACUAUACAAGUCUUGUCGUUUUCUACACAAAGCGAAAGGUUUCAAAUAUUAAAAUAUUGGUAAAAGCUGCUGAGUUUCCAUCACAAAGACCUGCUUUAGUUUAUAUGUUUUGCAAGACCUUUGAUUAUAAAGAUUUUUGUGUUGAAGCAUCGUUUUCUAUUCAAAUAAUGGAAGAAACUCAUGUUCAAUUAUUUUCUCUUAUUCGGUUUAGGGGAAAUAAGGUAAACUCUAGAUUAAAAUCUUCAAUUGGUUUAAUAUCCUAAGUAACUAUGGGAGAUUUCAUUUUGUAGUUCACUUUUUAUUAUUUUUUGGUUGUCUCAAGAUAUCUUUGUUUUUACAUAUAUGAAAUUUUUAUUUUUAUAUGUAAGAUUAUUUUCUUCUAUUAUUUUUUUAAGUGGGCAAAGUUGCUGUCAUCUGACCAGGAGGUCAGGGUUCAAGCCUUGGAAACAGCCUCUGACAGAAAUACAAGGUAAGGCUGCGUACGAUACACCCUUGUGGUGGGCCCUUCCCCGGACACCGCGCAUAACGGUAGCUUUAGUGCACCGGGCUGCCCUAUUUUUUUAAGUGGGCAAGAGAUUUUUGUUGAUUUAUCACUAGAAAAAUAACCUCAUCAGUAAGAUGUUUUGGCAUGAUACCACCCCUUGGGCCAAGUAAUAGGAAUGAUAAAUUUAACUUGGCCACACUCUGGGUUUUUAGGAUAAUCAGUAACCCAGUAAAUAUAUUAGAAGAUAGUAGUAUAUGUUCAAACUUUUGUUUUCUUCUUUUUGUUUGUACAUAUGAUAUUGUGUUGGUAUA